AUGUUUUUCCCAGCCUCUCUCCUCUCCGUGUGUGAGCUCGGGUCUCACUGUGGUCCAUCACUUCAUUUGUCUUCUCCAGGAUCAGAGCCGCACCGAGAACUCCAAAAAAAUCAGAGAACAUGGAGCAGGAGCGAGCCAGCCCCGGACAACAACAAGGACCGAGGACCGUGCCAUGUCACGCCGGGCCCUGACCACCACCGGGCCCUGACCACCACCGGGCCCGGCGCCAGGAGGGCCCUGCUCAUAGGUCAGCCAGAGGAGGCCUCACACCCCGGAUACUGCCCAAGUGUGCGGUGGACAGGGGCCAGACAGGACGUGACCUCCGGGAGGAAGCUGGGCCAGCCUCCCGGGCCAAGAGGACAUCCAUCACCGCCCUGGUCCCACUCGCAGCCACUUCAAAUGCACGGGAUUAGACAAACACCCGGCGGCUCGGACCCAAGACCUACCUCGGAAUAA
Molecule: messenger RNA, 456 nt
Organism: Knipowitschia caucasica
Lineage: Eukaryota; Metazoa; Chordata; Actinopteri; Gobiiformes; Gobiidae
Source: the annotation of a GenBank genome assembly